Messenger RNA from Neodiprion fabricii, 9278 nucleotides. RefSeq lists its product as uncharacterized. Bases 438 to 7880 code for a protein of 2480 amino acids. The record is from RefSeq and is a predicted model, not a curated record. Gene Ontology annotation, molecular function: protein binding. The transcript is spliced from 8 exons. Lineage: Eukaryota; Metazoa; Arthropoda; Insecta; Hymenoptera; Diprionidae.
CUUAGCAUAUCAAAUUACCUGCGCAAAUCCAUCCGUCACCCCGAAAAUACGUCGGCGUUGGCUAGGGUCGCGUGCCAGGUCACCGAGGUCAAAAGCAGUACCGGCGAUCCAUACAGAUCGUAGUUAUCCUCCCAGGUGGUAGUAGCGUGGCUUGAGCAGCUCGCGGUCGCCUUUGCACAAGUCCGAAGUACACGGGCACGACAUUCGCUCUCUCUGCAAUCGAUGGAAAAACAUCGAUCGCGCGCCCGUCGUCCCUCGGCGAAGGUGAAACCGCCGGGGAAGGUGAACCAACCGACCUCGUCUCUCUGUCAAACGUGGGUAAUCUUUCGCCGCUGUCAAACCUCUUCGUCGCCUCUUGCCGACCGCCCAGUGUUUCAAGAGAACGCCCCGUACAGACAGGUGCAGGUCAACCUAAUUCCGCAUUCUUGCACAUCAGGAUGGGUACGGCCAAACGGGAUCUCCGGACUUCCGGCGACCUGGUGAUGGCGCCGCGGGUACCGCAUGGAUUAGCGGCUGCCGUCGAGGGCCUCACCCGGGAGGUGAUACGACACCGACCGGAGGACAUUUACGUCUUUGCGGCGCAGCAUUUCGAGGAGCUGCUGAAACUGCGGGACGGGUACGGAGCGGUGGGCAGCCUGCCGGGGCGAAGCGGGAAUACCGCCGCUCUCCGGGAAAUAAACGAGUCCCUGAAAAAGCGGAGCGGCACCGACGCCCAAUCUCCAGGGGGAAAAAGUAUGAGGGAACGCAGCGGGUGGUCGAUGAACGAGACUGCGAGAGUCCUUGAGCGACAUAGAAGCAUAUUCGGCGACAAAGGGCGGAAGGUCAGUACAGAGGAGGUCAGAGCUCUUGGAAACGAGAAGGAGAAUAAAGUCAGUCGCGGGGAUGACGCUGGAGUCGACACGUUCCCGGUUAGUCAGAAGAGGCGCGGCUCUAGCGAGAGGUUCGUCAAGAGGCGGGUGCCCAGGGACGCGGACGUGGCUUCGGAUAACAAGUCGAAAAGUGACUUGAACGGAAACCCGAAAAUCAUUUCGCAGAUUCCGACCUUGACUGGCACAGGAAACCUCCUGGCUAAGGACAUCAAGUCCGAGCUCAGGAAGAACCGGAACAGCAGCAGGGACAGUCGGAGCACACGUGAAGUUGGCUCUAGGCAUCCAGGGGGGUCGAAAAAGACACUGAUGAGAUCCUCGCGCGAGAAAUCGCUGGAUAAGUUCGUCCAGAGAGAGAAGGAGGACGAUAAGGAUGAUUUGACGAGUGUAGUUAAAAAGGAGACGAACGCAACGGAUAAUCAAAAGCAGAAGUCUGACGCCAAGGCCUUAUCGAGGUCACUGGCGAAGAUCCCGAGGACGCUGAGCAUGGACAGAGUCCGGGGGUUUGUUCUUGACAAGUUCCGUUCUUCCGAAAGUCUGGAGGAGCUGAGAUCGACAAAUUAUGUCGACAGAGUGCAGGAGGUGAUCGACGAUGCGGCGCCGUCGAUACUGAGGAGGGUAAGGGAGAUGAGCGCGAGAUCUUCGGUUGGACAAAUUAGCAGUAGGGGAUACGAGUCCGUCGACGAGUCGACGAGCACUUCGACGAGAUCCGACAAGUCGAAUCAGACCGACGACGUCAGGAGCAGAAGCGCGAUGUCGGCUACGAGACGCUCGAGAAAGUCGACGCGGCGACGAAGCCGGUCGAAGUCGGAGAAGACGUCGGCGGGUGCCGAUUCCCUAGAAGGUAUUGAAACCCUCGUGUCGGAAAGUGAACCAGUGAAACAGGAGACGAAGAGCGAAAUAGCCGAAGGUACAAAGUCUGUCGAAAGUCGAGGCAGUCUCAAGGGUCUCGCGAUUUCGAAGGAAGAGGAGCGUAUAGGAUCCGCGAAGCGGAGCACUGGAAACGGUGAAUCAGACGCAUCCAAUCAUCCUGACGGUGCGAGGAAGGCUUCAGUCGGUUCGCCCAGCGUCUCCUUGCCCGCCGUCAGGCCUCCGUCUUCGAAGAAUACCUCGAGAAGCGUGUCGCGAACCGAUUCCGAUAACCUGGUACUGCCUCCGAUUCCUCCCGAGCUUCCCAGGUCCCCAAAAAAGUGUGAGGAACUCGUUCUCCCCAGUCUCCAGGCCUCGGUACGAAUCCCGGAACCGAAGGGCGGCCCUCUGGACUUGAGAACAAUCGAUGGGGAUCCGUCUGCUCUCAUAGACGCGGUUGAAGUCGAGCUUAUUCUACCCGACGCUCCGACAGAUGAGAUUUUCAAGGACAGCUUGAAUGUCACUCCGGAUAUCGGCGAGAACGCGUCGCCAAGGCCUGAUUCGCUCGAGCCUGAUGAACACGGGGACAACAUUGCUGAGCUCAAGUCGAAGCUGAAUGAAGUGGGAACGUUUGGUGCGGAUCAGGCAAGCGUUGGGAUAACCGAGAGGUUGAGGGAGAUCGAGGAAACUGAGAAGAAGAUUGAGAAUAUACUGACGGCUGAGCCGAGUCGGAGUUCGAUGGACAACGCUGGUGCUGCGUCUGUCAAAGAAAAGCUUGUGGAAAUACAAGAGCCAGAAGAGCGCCUCAGGAAUGCCAUAAAUUCCGGUGCUAAACGGGAGACGCAGAAAAUCCAGGGAGUAACAAUAGACGUUGGGGUUAAGGAAAAGCUGAUUGAAAUACAGGAAGCUGAAAAGAGAAUUGAGAAGAUAUUGCAGCCCGAAGAUCAGGAUACCCGAAACUCUGAUGUCUAUGUCGGAGUGAAAGAAAAGUUGGUGGAAGUUGAAAAGGCCGAGAAGAGAAUAGACGAAAUAUUGCGUUCUGAGCUUCGAGAUAUUCAUAAAGAAGAAAGUUGUGCUGAUGUGAAGGAGAAACCGAUUGAAGUUAAGAAUACCGAAAUAAACGUCGAGGAAACAUUGCAACGUGAGACUCAAGAGAUUCUGAGGUCGAGAAGUGAGGCGGGAACGAAGGAAAAAUUUAUGGAAAUUGACGAAACGGAGAAGAGAAUCGAAAAGAUAUUGCAUCCUGAGAUUCAGGAGACUCGGGACGACGGAAAUAACGCUGAAACUAAGGAGAAACCGGCAGCGAUUGAGAAUACCGUUAUAAUCAUCGAAACACCAUCGGAUUCCGCAUGUCGCGUAAUUCCCAGAACCGGCGUCGACGCCGGAAUAAGGGAGAAACUUAUGGAAAUCGAAGCGACAGAACAGAGAAUCGAGAAGAUACUGCAUCCUAAGGCGCAUGUCGCUGAAAAAGAAAAAAGCGAUUGUGAAGUAAAGGCGGAACCGGUGAUGAAUACGGAAGCAACCUGUUCAGAGGAUCAGAAGAUUCAGGAGAGCAGAACUAAACCUGCAGAAUUUAUGAAGGAGAAGCUGAUGGAAGUUGAAGAAGCAUCCGAACGGUUGAGAAACCUCCUCGAUCUCGCUGGGAAAGAAGAAAAACUUGACCAAAUAGGCACUGCCCAUCAUGGCGACGGAUUUGAGAACCCAAACGAUCCAGUGACGACAAGGAAUUCCGUUCCGAAGACUCCGUUUAUUCUCGAGAUACCAACCGAGUACGUUACAACCACAAGUGAAGCGGACACAAUCAAAGUAUUCGUCGCCGAAGUGGAAGUGAAUCGCUCAACACCAGGUUUAGGUCAGAAUACAGAAAGUUCGACGAACGCCGGUGAAGAUCGUGAGGAAAAAUCUGAUAAGCAUACAAACGAGAGUAAGACACCAGAUGCAAAAUCGGAUGGGCAACAGCUGCCUUCGGGGACACCAGACUCGUUGGGGAAUUCCUACGUCCUUACCGAAGGAUCGCCCUAUGAAAUACCGGACUCAGUAACGACGGUGGUGAUCCCCGAUAGACAGACGGACACGCCGUCGUCGGAGACACUUGAAAUCGUAAUCGAGGAGCAGGACGGCCGUUCAAAAACCAGCCAAGACACCGAAGAGAGUCGUGAAAUAUCGCUGCGAAAUAUCCUUGAUAAUUUCGGGGAGAUCGUUCACCAGGAGGCGACAAUCGUGGGGUCACCUCACACAGACGUUGAUUUUAUUCGAGGAUUGAAGACGAGCAAUGAGGUAAUUAUACCCAGGCAGGAUCUCGACCUGAUUAGAGAAGAAGACGAUAAAGAAGUGACGAAUUCUGUGGGGGCAGGAAGCGUCGUUACCGCUCCCAUGAACGCCGUGACUCCAACUCUCGUCGACAUAGCCGAGACGGAGGAGAUCGAUGAUGCUUCUGAAAACCGGGAGACCGUUGCAAUUAUGGAAUACACAAAGAAAUCCAUUCCCGAGGAUGGAAGCCACGGUCUGGUCGACGAAGAGGCGGGGCGGUCGUCUGAAAACCGGGAUAACGGAUCUCUGGAAAGUUCCAGAGUUGAGACAGAGAAUCGUGCCGAGGUCGAAGGACUCUGGAGGACGACGUCGCCUACCAUAACGUCGGCUCUUGGCCUGCUUCAGCGAAACAUCACGGACUCGACGACCACCGAGUCGACGGACGAGGUGAAGGAGACUACAAUAUCCGACGACGGUGGAAUAACAGCGCCCGAAUCGUCGGUGACCUCGCCUUCUUGCGCGGUGAAUAUUGGCCCCAGAAACUCGGAGUCGUCGAACGAGGUGAAGGAAACCACGAUUACCGAUCAGCCGGCUGAGGACGAUGGUAAGAAUUUGUACAGCUUGGUCCCCCAGUGCCAUGGCUCGAUGCCACACGUUCCAGAGCUCAAUUUAGACUCACUCCAGGAUAUUACCGUUUCGUCGUUUCAACUUUCGGACGAUCCGACUGCCGAAGAAGAUAGCGACGCUGGCCAGCCGCCUUCCGGCGAGAAUGAAACUUCUGCACUUAUUAAAGGGGCCGAUGAGAAUAAGGAGUCCGUUCUCGGAGAUACUAUUGUCCAGAAAAACGUUGUCGUAAGAGAAGAUCCCUGUACCAAAGUCGUCGCCUACAUCACCCAGCCGGACGCCAAUGUUAUCGGUUUUAAAUCUGCGGAUAUUGACGGUGAAAGUAAUUCGGCGACUCUGAAAAUGGGAAUUGAGGGAGGUGAAAAGAAGGUCACAGCAGUAGUUGAAAAAAUGGAUGAAGUCGCUGGACGAAUUUCUGAAACGGUAGACAAAAAGGAAGCUGAAAAGGCACCUGAAAAUAUAUCUGAGAAGAUGGUCGAGCUAGUGGAUCUAGAUGUUGUUAAGACUGAACAUGGAAAAGUGGAUGAAGAGGUAUUGGAAAAGGAAUCCGAAAAAGUACACGGAGAGUGGGUGAAAAAACAAUCUGAAGUAGUACUUGAACGAGGGGCUAGAAAAGAACUUUCGGACAUGACAGUAGAAAUACGUGAAGAAUUUUCUCAGAAGGAACCUGCAGAAGUACAUGAAAAAUUGGCGAAAAACUUGUCUGAACAGGAAACUGUAACACUGCAUGAAGACUUACCUGGAAAAGUGAUUAAAACGGCGGUUGCAGAAGUUCAGAGCGAGGUGGUUAAGGAUAAAAAGCCCCAAACGGUACCUGAAAGGGUAUCGGCAAAUGUAACUGUACGGAUCACUAACGAAGUACACGAAGAACUGGCUGAAAGUAAACCGGAAGAUGUAUACCAAGAACUUGCUAAAAGUAAACCUGAAGAAGUACACGAAGAACUGGACAAAAUCGAACCUGAAGAAGUACACGAAGAACUUGCUAAAGGUAAACCUGAAGAAGUACCCAAGGAACUGGACAAAAUCGAACCUGAGGGACCGCGUGAAGAAUUGACGAAAAAGGAACUUGAGGAAAUGUCUGAAAAAGGUGAGAGAAAGAUAGUUGAAGGAAUUCGUGAAAAAGAACGAGGAGAAUCGAUUGAAAAGGUGGAGGAAAUAAAUGAAGAAGUGCCGGUUAACACGGUUGACAAAAUGCCUACAGACGACGACGACAAGUCUAUUAAAAAGGAACCCAAAGAACAGCCUAAAGUAGAAUCUAAAAAAGAAGACGAAAUGGUACAUGAAGCGCAAACAAUGGAAGAGAAAAUCGAAGGAUCAGGCGUGGAAGAACUGCAGAUCAUCAGAGAAACCAAAAUGAAGCAUGAAGGAAUGAAUGAAAAGACAACAGAUGACGCGAAAUGGGUAUCUCAGAGCUUGCAGAUUCCGGAGGGAAUCAAGACGCCCGCGGUUUCGGCUGCACCUGUGGCCGCGUAUCCCCCGAAGGCGGAAGUAGUUACGAACAUCCUCGUCGACGACGGGACAUCCGGCGAGCGAAUGGAGUACCAUAUUUAUGUACCUGAGUUAACGGCGAGUGAGGAAAGUACCACAGAAAGUAGCACAUUCAAUUCCGCAGCGACAAAAAUUCAGGCCGGGGUUCGCGGAUUUUUGACUCGUAGGCGGCUCCAGAGUGCUCAGCGGCGUAGUUCCACCCUCGACAGUGUUCCCUCGAUUCAGGACAGCGUUGCGGCGGAUGCGCCGCACCCACUGCAACCGAUCGAGGAAGUCGGACUAGCCCAAGCUGCGACUACCAUUCAGAGCGGCUAUCGCGGCUACAAAGCCAGGCAGAGGCUACGCCGCGAGGAUGCGGUUCAAAAAACAACAUUGUCGGUAGAGAGCGCAUUUUCUGGUAACGGGCUUCAGCAUACCGGGGAAUUUCAUGACUGUAUACCACUACCGGUGAUUAUCGGCGAUACUGCAUCAAUAGCAGUAAAUCUCAAACCCGUUGUCAAGUUAUCAGCAGGACGUCAGCGCCAACGCCCCGAAUCUUCCGAGUACACCGACGAUACGGCGAUGAGUAGAGAAAUCGCGAAGGAAGCUCGGCGUCUGAUGGUCGGUGAGGAUAAUAACGACAUGGAAAACCGCGAGGGUUCAAUCGAAAAGAAUCACGAUUCCAUGGAAUCUACGAGCGUCAAGGGGGGGAAUGUUGGGGAAUCGAGCUUUCGUUUGAUCGUUGAAAAGUAUCCUCAUGCUAAUCGGGGACUCAAUCUUGUCGUAGUUUCGAGCAACGACGCGGUCCUCCAGAGUCAGUACCUCAACUUCAUAACCAGCAUCGAGGAAGUUACGAACGACACGGACUCUCUGGUCGGUCCCAAGCCGAAUUUGAAGGUGAUCGAGGACCUUCAGUCAUUACUGAAGAGUACCGCUGGCGUCGAAAGUCUACCGGUCGACAACACUUCUUGCAGUGACGUAUCUGCGGGUAGCUCGACCAGCAUCAGAGAGCCUCUUGCGGUUUCCGGGACGCCGGCGACCGGCGUCAUAAUAGAGGAACUUUCGAAAACCGAGGAGAAAAGCAUGGUUCCGGACGUGAUAACGUUGACGUCGGUAAGCAACUCGAACGACGUCAAUAAGUCGGUAACGAAUACAGAUGACGCUAACUCGGACGCACCGGGGGAUUCGCUCAUCGAUUUACCCGGAUUGUCGCUCGAAACGAGUCGUGUUACGCCGAUAGUUCCAGACGUUGGGAAGGAAACCGAGGCUGGUGUCUCGGUCGAGGAACAUCCGAAGGCCGAACUACAGGGGGAAGUACCUCAGGACGGAUCUCUUGGCACGAUGUCGUUCUCGAUGAACGUUGACGAUAUGCUUGGCCUCGGGGCGGAGAGCGAUCCUCCCUCGAAAAUGAAGCCGAUUUUCGAAGUCACCGUCACGCCCAGGGACUUGUUGAAGCUGACUAGCAACAGAUCCCAGGGCAGUCAGGCCAGCGGUGAAAGGGCCGAAUCUCCGGUCACCAUGAUGCAGACUGUGCCGAAGAGCGUUGAGGAGAAAUCGGACAGAUCGGAAGACGAGAGAUUCGGGGAGCCCAAGAGUUCGAAGGGAAAGAUCGGCAGCGUCGAAGAUUCUGCUCCGAUUAAGGAUAGUCGCGAUGAUUCAACUCAAGGGCGAAAGAAAAAUGAGAAUUCCAGUUCGGAAGAAACUUCGCGAACAUAUUCGAACGAUAAAAGUGUUCGCCAUUCCACAAUUAGAGGGGGAAAAAAUAUUCCAAGCCUUCCCGUAAUUAUUCAACCGUUGACUCAACUGAUACUUGCGGAACGAUAAGAGGGAGAAGGAGAUAUUCCGGAGUAAACCUGGAGGGCCGUGGAAUGCCUCGUGUAUACGUCAGCCUGCAUGCCAAAAUGACGGGAUCUUAACAACCUUGAGCUGUAUUUUUGGAUGGUCCGUCGUCGAGGUGCAUACUGUUCUAUAGAUGAGGUUCUUUCUAUAUUGUUCGACGAAGAAGAGGCCGUGUCACGAGAUCCGAUAUACCAUUAUCGAUUUAUGGAUCGCACAAUUGGAUAGGCUGAAGCUCAGUUGGGAAAUAUAUUUGACAUUCCACCUGUGCAAUGAAGGCAACUAGAUUGAUGAGAAAUCAAUUCGUUACCCUGUAAUUCGAAGUAUAUUCUACCAGGAGACAAUGAGAGACCUGCUGACGAUGUUUGCCGGAAAUCGAAUAGUAAAUUGAUUUACUUUACGGGAGAAUACGAAUAGCACACGGCAGUGGCAAAUAUAUACUGUGCAGAUACGCAUUGGUUUGAACGACGUCGAGUCGGGCCAUUGGAGCUUUCGAAGGGCAGUAUUUAUAUUCUUGAUUCAUUUGCACAGUUCCAAACGAGGCCAUUUGAAAAAUCAAUAAACCAGCAACAGCUUCCACUCGCAUUUUGCACUACGCAAGUGUAUUCUAUAUUGACGGAUGUGCAGAAUGUGAAAAAAAAGAAACCGCAACGACCACGAUGUCUCCAAUAUCUCUGGUCCACUAUAUCGUACAUUUAACUACCGAUGCUUGUUUCUUGGACAAACUGUAUUGUAAACAUAAUCCGUUCAUGGCUGGCGUCCAAUGACAGGGGAAUCCCAGUCUCUCUCAAUCUUAUCACUUGAGUCUAUAUGUCUUCCGUUUCUCUCACGCCUGUCAAGUCAAAGAACUGCUUAUGACUAAAAACCGAAAAAGAUUCAUAUAUGAUAAUGGCGCAAUGAUCUCAGUUGGCGAUCACUUGUUACGUUCACAUAGUGUAGGUAUACCAAUUGUUCGUUGGGAUGUACAAAGAAAAGCUGAGGACAACAAGAGGAGCAGUGGAGGAUGAAAAUAAAUCGCCCGUUGAUGAGAAUGCCGUUGCACAAACGGACAGGGUGGGGAUUGGUAAUCGAACCGAUCACAAUCGGUAAUUGAGCUGAUCACGUACGCCUCACAACGAUCUCUGUUAGCAUUAAAUCAGGCGAAAUAGCCAGGCCAGGCCAAUCCUCUUUCUUUCAUACGAAAUGCCGAGCUCAUAACAAAUAUGUUUGUCCGCAGUGAACGUAACCUUGACGAAAAAUAGCCAGAUUCUUCGACUCCGGUAUAUUGUGACCGCAGCGCGUGGUAUGCAGUUCGAGAUAAAGCGAUGCGGGAGGGAUUCGAAGCUGCUCUGCACAGUAUUCAUCUUCAUUCUCAUGUAUCUGCCAUUUAAAGAAUUGCAGGCGGUA